Molecule: messenger RNA, 3267 nt
Organism: Humulus lupulus (European hop)
Lineage: Eukaryota; Viridiplantae; Streptophyta; Magnoliopsida; Rosales; Cannabaceae
Product: cyclin-dependent kinase G-2
Exons: 6
Coding region: 590-2860 (756 amino acids)
Biological process (GO): protein phosphorylation; regulation of mitotic cell cycle
Cellular component (GO): nucleus
Molecular function (GO): cyclin-dependent protein serine/threonine kinase activity; ATP binding
Source: RefSeq, a predicted model, not a curated record
AGACCCGUCAACUGGCCUAGGCCAACAAACCCAAGCCAAUCCCUCUCUCUUCAUCUCAUUAUCGCAAACCCUUUUUUCCUUUUUAUCUCUCUCCUUCGAUUGGGUGCUCUCUCUCCCUCGACUCGUCUCCAUCGAAGCGGCGGUCGCAACCUCUACUCUCUCCGGUAAGCGCUGUCAAUAACCCCCCUCUCUACAGCUCUAUCUCGCAUGGCAGCCCCGGAAUUGUUCAUCUUCUUUUGCGAUUUCUAGAGAUUCUCUCCUCGUUGUUCUGUCCCCCAAUUUCUAGGUUUUCGUUUUUUUUCUUUCUAUAAUUUGACCGGGAACCUUCUGAAGCUGCGUAUUACUACUUUUCGUGGUCUACUCUGUAUUAUUUGAUGUUUUUUGCUUAUUUUUUCAACUUGUAUUGAUUUGGAUCUGAGAUUUCUGGUUCGGGGUUUCCUGCUGCUUUGUUUUGUGAUUUAAAAUCGGGGAAAUUUGUUGUACGUUGCUAAUUGGGGUUUAGGGUUGGUGUUGGUGUUUUACCUAUCGAAUUUCGUUGCGGAUUGGAUUUUUCUGCAUAUUUGCAACUUUGAAAUUUAGUUGCAUAAACAUGGCGGCCGGCAGACAUGGAGGUUAUCGCGACAACGAGUUUAGAGAACGGGAGUCGAAUUUUGAAUUGUCGAGGCGGGAUUUCCCUACUGCUAAGGAGGAUUACGAGCGCAUUAGGAAUGGUAACCGUGAUAAUGAUAGGGGUAGAGUUCGGGAUGUAAGGGAUAAGAAUAGGGCUAGGCAGAAGGAUGUUAAAGAGAGGGAAGGAGUAAAUGGUGAGCAUCGCUUAUCUUCGAGUAGGAGUGAUUCAGGCAGUAGUGGUGGUGAUGGUGAUGGUCGCCGGGGACCCAAGCGAUGUGGGUUCUCUGCGAAGGCUGUAGAUAGAGAACCGGGUGAAUUGUCGAGUGAGAGUGGGUCCGAUGAGGCCAUUGAGUCAGAAUCUCUUGUUGUCAAAGAUACUGAGGUUUUGAAAAUGGAAAAUGGAUCGAGGUCUUCUGUAGAGCGGAAAAGGAAGUUUUCACCUAUAAUAUGGGAUAGAGAUGACAAAGUGAUUAAUUCUACAAAAAGUAGGACGUCAACAGCAGUUACAGCUCUACCUCCUCCUCCGCCCCUGCCUAAGGUAUUUCGUCAGUCUGUUAUUCCUGAUGGUAGUGUACAAAUUUCUCCAAUUAAACAUAGUCACAAUGAGGAUCUACAGUCUUCCUCUCCAGUUGACCGUUUGGCAGCACCUGAGACAGAUGGGUGUGUCGUGAGUGAGUCACCCGUUGAGCUAUCUUCCAUGUUGCUGAAGCAACAAUUGGAAAACGACCAAGAAACAGAGCAACCAGAGGAUGAAGAUUAUGUUCCUACCCGAAAUAUAUCAUCAUCCAGAUGGGCAGCAGGAAAUAGCUCUCCUGGUGAUGAAGGUGAAAUUCUGGAUGAGGAAGAAAUGCCAAAAAGGAGAAAAAUGCCUGUUCCGGAGUCAUUGGGUAACAGUGUACGCAAUAAGUCGUUAACUCCUGAGCUUGGGGAGUUUAAGAGAGAUGACUCUGAAAUAAGAGGCAGAUCAUCUGAAUCGGAUGAACGGAGUGCUCAUGCUCGGUCUUCUAUUGCGGAUGACUACCCUGAUAAUGAUGCAGAGAAGGGUGAUUCCAUGGAUGUUGACGAGGAGAAUCAUCAAAAUAAUACUAAUUAUAGUCAUUCUGAUACAGAUUCCGAGGAUGACAGUGAUUCUCUCGAGGCGCCUGAUACCCCAGCCCCUCCGCAAAGAAGUGUAAAUAUGCUUCAGGGUUGUAGAAGUGUUGAUGAGUUUGAGAGACUAAACAAGAUAGACGAAGGCACUUAUGGUGUGGUAUAUAGGGCUAAGGAUAAGAAAACAGGGGAAAUUGUAGCUUUGAAGAAGGUAAAGAUGGAGAAGGAGAGAGAAGGUUUUCCUUUGACUUCUCUUAGGGAAAUUAACAUUCUUCUUUCUUUCCAUCAUCCAUCAAUUGUAGAUGUUAAAGAAGUGGUGGUGGGGAAUAACCUAGAUAGCAUCUUUAUGGUGAUGGAGUACAUGGAACAUGAUCUGAAGGCACUCAUGGAGACGAUGAAGCAACCAUUUAGUCAGAGUGAAGUUAAAUGCCUUAUGCUUCAAUUGUUGGAAGGUAUAAAGUAUCUUCAUGAUAAUUGGGUGCUUCAUCGGGAUCUGAAGACAUCGAAUUUGCUUUUGAAUAAUCGAGGUGAGUUGAAGAUAUGUGAUUUUGGGUUGUCUCGUCAAUAUGGAAGUCCGUUGAAGCCCUAUACUCAUUUGGUCGUAACUCUUUGGUACAGGGCACCUGAACUUCUAUUGGGAGCAAAACAAUAUUCAACAGCUAUUGACAUGUGGUCAUUGGGUUGUAUCAUGGCUGAACUAUUGUCAAAGGAACCACUAUUUAAUGGGAAAACUGAAUUUGAUCAACUUGACAAGAUUUUUAGAAUUCUUGGUACACCAAAUGAGACAAUUUGGCCCGGAUAUUCGAAGUUGCCAGGUGUCAAGGUCAAUUUUGUUAAGCAUCAGUAUAAUCUGUUGCGUAAGAAAUUCCCACCAACAUCAUUUACUGGAUCUCCAGUUCUUUCUGAUUCUGGGUUUGACUUGUUGAACAAGCUUCUGACAUACGACCCUGAGAGGCGAAUUACAGCUGAAGCUGCUUUGAAUCAUGAGUGGUUUCGUGAAGUUCCUCUUCCCAAGUCGAAAGAGUUCAUGCCUACCUUUCCAGCUCAACAUGCACAAGACAGGCGCGUGCGAAGAAUAAUGAAGAGUCCAGAUCCUUUAGAAGAGCAGCGUAGAAAAGAGUUGCAGCAGGGAGAAUUAGGGGCUGGUGGCGUGUUUGGUUAAGAGACACUGGUGACAAGGAUAUAAGUACCGCACACCUAUUGUUUACAACUCUGACAAAUUGUCUAUGGUUGAGGUGAGAGACAUGCCUAGAGAGGAAGUUGCAAACAUUGUAACUUAGACAAUCAUUCGUGCUGUUUUUUAGCAGGCACUUCGAGAAGAUUUGGGUGGGGGAUAUGUUUCUUUGACUACUCUCAAUUCUCAACCAGAUUGUUGCAGGUUAACUCUUUUUUUUUUCAGCUUUUGUCAUCGUAUGAAAGUGCAUUGCUGGCACUACUUCGCUUGAGGGGUGUGGCAUAAUUACCUUUUUUUUAAAAAGUGAUAAUCAGUUUCAGCUGAAUCUUGUGUAUGUAACAUAAUUUCAUUGGUACAUUGUAAACAAUUUUAUUCAGAUUUGGUUUUGAAUAUUA